GAGGUCAGGAGGACCAUAUCAUAGGGGGGUGAGUUCUACUUCAUCUCGAAGCUCAGGCCACUCAGCUUCGAUASUGGUGCGCAAUGAUGGGGGAGGGCAUGGAGGCUUCGAUUCAUGAGGGCCUGCGGGGAAUCCCUCUUGACCUGCAGGGCGGGGAGGAUGCGUCCGCGCUCUCUACUGUGAUAACUUACAAGCAGCAGCUAGAGGAGAUGUACGCGGCGCUGUGUCAAGCGGAUGGAGAACUGCCAUACGAGGUUCUGUUGGUGGGAGAGCAGACCUACGACGGGUGGGCUGAUGAACUUUAUGAUCUGAUCUCGCUUCGACAGCAGGAUGCGACUGACAGAACGCGGGCGAUGGCUCUUUUCUACGAUUGCAUGGAGAUACUGCAGCUGGUUCAAGACACGUUUGCUGAUCUUCUGGCGAGGGGAAGCGUGGGUAGUUAGCCAGCUAUGAAGAUGCGGACAGAAUUGAUAACAUCAGCAUCAGUGACAACGUCAUCAACAACAUCAAUUUCAGCAUCAGUGACAACAUCAUCAACAACAUCAAUCUCACCAGCGUCAGCGGCGUUGGUAUUAACCACAACCACGUUAUCUGUGGUUAACAAGGAUAAAGUGUCAAUACCAAC
Molecule: messenger RNA, 625 nt
Organism: Chara braunii
Lineage: Eukaryota; Viridiplantae; Streptophyta; Charophyceae; Charales; Characeae
Source: the annotation of a GenBank genome assembly